GACCACAUCAGGCGACACUGUGGAGCUGGUGGAGGAAUCUCUGGAUGUCAACCUGUUGAACAACUCUGUACGCCUUCGCAUUCAGGGCUGCCCGUUUCUACCGGGUGGCGUUCACAUCUGUGAGGUGCAAAGUCACUUGGUCGUCAUGCUGAUCACCAGGCAGACGGUGCAUCGUCUCCUCCUGCCGCAUCCUGCCCGCGUCUAUCGCAGCGAGCUGAUAACCGAGAGCCAGAUGCAGUCCGUGUUUACAGAUAUCGGCAAAAUCAACUUCAGAGAUCCUUCAAAUUACUGCCUGAUUCCCAGCGUGCCAGGCCUGGCCUCCAAUUCCGUUGCCUCGGCGGCAUGGCUCAGCAGCGAGGGGGAGGCUCUCUUCGCUCUGCCCUCUGCUCUGGGAGGGAUCUUCGUCCUUAAGCUGCCUCCUCACGACGCGCCUGGAACAAUUUCGGUUGUGGAAUUGAAACAGAGCUCAGUGGUGCAGCGUUUCCUCACCGGUUGGAUGCCAACUGCCAUCAGAGGUGACUGCGGCCCGUCGGACCUGCCCGUCAGCCUCUCCGUUCACUGCGUGGAUCACGAUGCCUUUCUCUUUGCCCUCUGCCAGGACCACAAACUUCGGAUGUGGUCCUAUAAGGACCAAAUGUGCCUGAUGGUUGCGGAUCUGCUGGAGUUCAUGCCGGUCAGCAAGGACCUGCGGCUCGCGGCCGGGACCGGGCACCGACUGCGACUGGCCUUCUCACAGUCCCUGGGGCUGUACCUUGGCGUGUACAUGCACGCGCCCAAGCGGGGGCAGUUCUGUGUCUUCCAGCUGGUGAGCACCGAGAGCAACCGCUACAGCCUUGACCACAUCUCCUCGCUCUUCUCCUCGCAGGAGACUCUCGUUGACUUUGCCUUAACCUCGGCUGAGAUCUGGGCGCUGUGGCACAACGAAGAGAACCAGACCGUCGUGAAGUACAUCAACUUCGAGCAAAAUGUCGCGGGCCAGUGGAACCAGGUCUUUGUGCAGCCGCUGCCUGAAGAGGAAGUGACGGUUCGGCACGAUCAGGACCCCAGGGAAACCUACCUGGAGUAUCUCUUCACGCCCGGCCGGUUCACAAACGCAGCCAUCCAGAAGGCGCUGCAGAUCUUUUCUCAAGGAACUGAGACACACAUGGAUCUGACAUGGGAUGAGUUAAAAAAAGAAGUUACAUUAGCUGUGGAAAGUGAGUUCCAGGGCAGUGUGACAGAAUAUGAGUGCUCGCUGGAGGAGUUUUGGCAGCUGCAGGUGGAGUUCUGGUCCAAGUUCUACGCCUGCUGCCUCCAGUACCAGGAAGCGCUUUCCCGGCCACUGGCCCUGCACCUGAACCCCUACACGGGCAUGGUGUGCCUGCUCAAGAAGGGCUCGCUGUCGUUCUUCGUGCCGUGCUCCUUGGUGGACCAUCUCUAUCUGCUCUCUAACGAGCACCUCCUGACGGAGGAUGACGCUGCCAUCUUUGACGAUUUGGAGAUGUCUCGUGAUGUUGUCUGUCUUGUCCAGUGCCUUCGACUGAUCGGAGAAUCAAUUUCCAUGGAAAUGGCAUUCCUCAUGGAAAUGGCUUGCUCCCGCCUCCAGCCUCCAGAAAAGGCUGCAGAGCAGAUCCUGGAGGACUUGAUAGCUAAUGACAC
Pterocles gutturalis (yellow-throated sandgrouse) is the source of this 1638-nucleotide messenger RNA. Its product is annotated as nuclear pore complex protein Nup160-like. The annotation marks the transcript as partial. Gene Ontology annotation, molecular function: structural constituent of nuclear pore. Gene Ontology annotation, cellular component: nuclear pore. The record is from RefSeq and is a predicted model, not a curated record. Lineage: Eukaryota; Metazoa; Chordata; Aves; Pterocliformes; Pteroclidae. The transcript is spliced from 13 exons.